GGAAAAAGAGAACAGUCUCGCUGCUACGCUAAACAAACCCUCUUCUUCUUCCCCGCCUUCCCCGCGUCCAAAUCCAUUCCCAAAUCUGAAACACGCGCCUCAAUCUCUGCGCCGAGAAAGAGAGAAAUUCCCGCCCUCUCAAUCCCGCCUCCCCUUCCCAAAUCGGGGACUCCCAACCUUUUUAAUCGGAGCCUCCGCUUGGGAUCCCUCGAUUCGAUCAUCAGGAGAGGGGUGAGGGCGCUUGGUAGUGUUGUGGGAGUGAUUUCCCCAUCCAUCGAUGAAAGCUUCGAUCAAGUUCCGGGAGGAUCGGGCCCCCUUGGUGCGCGCCAAGGUCCCCGUCGGCGUUCUCGGCCUUCCCUUCGUCUCCGGCGUCACUGCCGCCGCUGGCCGAGGCGGCGACGAAGAUGCCCGUGAACUCCGCCUCGACCUCUCCACCGCCUUCCGUGCCGGCCCCUCCGUACGCCUCUCGUACCGCCCCAACGAUACCAUCAACCCCUUCUCCCUCGUCCUCAAGAUCGGGGUCGGUGCCCUCGGCUCCCCCUCCGCCGGCUCCCCUCUCUCCAUGGCCGCCGAGUUCGGCCUCCUCGGGUCCCGCCCCACUUUCUCCCUCCUCCUUAAGCCCCGCAUCGGUGACUUCUCCUUCCGGAAGUCCGUCUCCGCCGCGGUCCCAGCCACCGCCACGGGCGCCUCCAACGCCGUGGCUGUCACGGUCGCGCCAGUCGGUGACGGUCACGCUAUCGGGGCGCCGAUUGAGUUCCGCUCCGAUAAUGGGAUCCACCCUGGAAGGAAGUACAGCAGCUUCCCAGUAGACCUCUCCGCGUUCGCGGCCGGCAGCGGAGGCGGGAUCGACGGGCUGCUCUCCGGGUACGAGAUAAGCGCGAAGAGCGUCCUUCCGCUCCAGAGCCGCACGACCGUCCGGUUCAAGUGGGGAUUGAAAGUUCCUCCGGAGCUCCGCACUUCGUUUGAUGAUCCAACUGCCGGGAUCUCGCCGAACAAGCUGCCGCUCCUCGUGAUGAACAAGAUCUCCAUCGAACGCUCGACAGAUGACAAUAAGGCGAAGGAGAAGAAGCCUUGUGGAAUUACUGACGUGAACGAUGCGUGUGUGUCAGUGAAGCGUGAGGUGGAGGCGCUGCAGGUCGAGUGCGGUCUGCUGAGGAGUUCCGUGGAAGGGCUCCGGGCAGAGACCGGCAGCUGGAAGCAUGCUCCGGUAGCUUCAUCGGUGGUACGGAAGGGGGACUGCCGGAGCGAUGGGAAGUCGUUGCAGAACACAGGGAAAUCUGAGGGCACGACCGAAGAGCUAAUGCAGCUUUCGACAGCAAGCACCGCCGCAAUGGCACCUUGAGAAUGGUAAUGAAGGUUUGGUACUUGUGUUUAUAUAUUUGGUGAAUCCAUGCGAUGAUAAUAGCUAUGAGAUAGAUUAUGUGGUAUGUUUGCUUUGGCAUAGUUUUGGUAGAAUAUUACUCGUAAAUGAUGUCCAUGUUUGCUAUCGUAAUCAGUUCAUGCUAUUGCAUUAAGUCCUCGUUUAUAUUCAAUUAAUGACGUUUUGUUCUCAGAUAACUGCUCGAUUUGACUGUUGAUUAUCCUUUUGGUAUAUCUGUUUGAGAAAUUGGCUUGGAUUUGUAAUGGAGGAUGCGUGCCAUGCCCUAGUAUAAGGAACAUGACUGAACAGCGGUGAGAUUUUGCUUGAUGAUGAUAGCAAUUCAGCAUUGUUCUUUAUUAGAAUUGUUUACAUGUGAAGUCAGCACACUGAAUGUUACUGGCAAUUGCAUUUAGUCAUUGUUUGUAUUCAAUCGAUGGUGCAUUGUUCGUAAAUAACUGCUUGAUUUGACUGCUGAUGAUCCUUUGAGAAAUUGGCUUGGAUGUAAUGGAAGAUGUGUGUCAUGCUCUAGUAUAGGGAAUAUGAACCGAACGGUGGUGAGAUUUUGUUUGAUGAUGAUAACAAUUCAGCAUUGUUCUUCAUUAGGAUUCCUUGCAUGUGGGAGUCAGCCCACUAAAUGUUACUUGCAAUUGCAUUCAGUCAGUGCGUGCUAUAGCAUUUAGUCAUUGUUUGCAUUCAAUCAAUGGUGUUUUGUCCAUAAAAACUGCUUGAUUUGACUGCUGAUGAUCCUUUGGAUACAUCUGUUUGAGAAAUUGGCUUGGAUGUAAUGAGAUAGGGAGAAAUGAGAUAUUGCCCGAUGAGCAUGGGGAUGUCUUGUAAAGUCAGGACACUGAAUGUUGGUUUAUGGUUGUGAUACCUGCAUAUAGUGCUAGGCAUGACGACAAUCUCUUGAGGUCUAUCUGCAGGUUAAUACAUCGAAUGGAAUAGCUACCUCUGAAAUCAUGGUAUUCCAUUAUAAUUUAGCAUGUUGAAAAUACGGUUAUGUUUAAUGUUCCGUACUCUUUCAACACUACUAAAUCAUGUUUGUAGCUCUGCAUUCUUAUUGGCACUUUGGAUGGCUAUCUGCAUUCAUGUCAUUUUACAUGGUGCAAAUCUAGAUGAUAAUUGGAAGUGUUCUUUGUUUUUAUCUUAUUGCUUGCAUCCAAAUUAUAGAUCCUUUAAUUCCUGCUUCAUUUGCGUUUUCUUUUGACUGGCUGAGAGAUAGUGUUGAUGAAAAAGGAAGGUCACCAAAAUGAUGCUGCAGGCUCUGUCUUGGUGCAUAAUAUCAUCAAUGCAUUGUGAACAUGGAAUGAUGCGAGGAUUGACGCAAUCAUGCCUACAGUUUCAAGUCUUGUUUUAACUUAUUCACCGGAACUUUUAUUUAAAUGAUUAUUUAUUUAUGAAGAUAUCGUAGGUAGAUUGAGAUUCUUUGUAAUUUUAGAUUUUGAUAAGUGUCGAGGGAAGGUGUAUUUGAUGCUGGAGUCAAUCUGGUUUGGUAUUGACUUGGAGGCAUAGAGAUGUUUGUGGAUCUCAUUAGGUGGCCUCCAAACGAUUGAGGUGGUCUUUGUAUAACUUUGAGGUUGCUUUGUGGUAGGAUUUGACUUCUUGGGGGUUUUUGAUAUAAAGAUCAGUGCUGGAGGGAGAGGUUUUCGAUUUGAUUUUUUUUAAUGCUUAAAUUAGUUUUGAGGUUUUUAUAGGAUGUGAAAGGUUUUUUUAGAAAAAAAGUAUGAUUCUUGAGGAGUGUUAGUUUUUAUACAUGAUCCGUUGAGAAAGUUUUUUGAAAUGGUCUUAAUAUCUUUUGCUUUGGUGUUUUGUCCUCUAGGACGACAAAGGGGAGAUAAGCUCGAAUAAUAUUACGUGGACUCUUGUCCAUAGAUAUCGAUAAGUUAUAACCAUCUCGAUGUUAGCAAUAGGGGGAGGAUGAGGAUGAUCAGGUUCCUUUUCUUCAUCCAAAACACUCAUUAGAUUUGGAUGGGGUAGAUAUAGGUUUCUUUUCUUCACCCAAAACACUCAUUAGAUUUGGAUGAGGUAGAUAUAACAAUUGAAAACCGAAGUAUAUCAUAGUCGAUGAAUAUUGAAGAUUCUAAUUAAGAAAAAAAAAAUGGUGGAACGAGUGGAUCUAUUUCUAUUUUUUUUUCUCUUUUACAGAUUUUAUAGAUUUAUUUUAUCCUCUCGUUGGGAGUUUUUGAGUUACGAAACUAUUAUGAAACUUUGCGUUUCUUCUAUGUCUUGAAUAUUAUAUUUUCAUAUCUCUUUGGACAUUCUCUCCCUGCUUUCUAAUCCUUCCAAAUUGCUACUUAUUUUCAUCACUUGGGCAGCGUAGAAAUUGGAAAUCGGGGAACACACAAGGAUUGCUUGCUGCAAGUGCUGCCGACCUUUUUCUUCACGUGGCUGUUUUGGUAAUUACGCAGUCCCAAGCACACAGCCACACGGCAAUAUUACGAGAAUGCCAUGUGAUCUAAAUGACCAAAACACCUUCCUCGGUGACGCCCUGUGGCUCUCAUCACUCGUCAUUUCAUUUCAAUCGCGUGGUCAUUUCGUGGAGAUAUGGGUCGCCACAGUGCGUUCCAGAGACGCGUGCUGCGGUAAAAUGGAAAAUAUGCGAGCAGCCGACACCUCCGCCGGAGCACCCGCGCCAUACACUGUGGCUUCUAACCCGAUGCAGGGAGGUGAGGGGCCCGCUUCAAGGACCUUUGUCUUCUCAAGACGUGGCAAGUACGACGGAGGGUAGCGAGCGUGCCAUGCCCCGCCCGCUGCAGCCGCCCAGGCGACGCCCUUCUCUCACGUAAGCGCGCGUACCGUACGUGAUGUGCAGCUCCCGGUCUCCGCCACGUGUCUCUACCGCCAGCUCGCUCGCACGUGCCAAAACAACGGCCCAAAGAAACCGCACGCGAGAAGAAAUUUGGAGGACGCUAAGGCCCAAACUCUCUCCUCUUUCCCUCGACUGCUCGACUCCUCCCUCCUUCACAUCUAUUUCUGGUUCUUCCUUUUUUUAAUCUUCUCUCCCACGUUGAAAUGGCGGCCACCUCCACUUUGUUUGUAGCCCUCCUCAUAUCGACGGCGCUCCUCACAUCACCUCGUCUCAUCAUCGCUUCGCGCUCCAGUCUCCAAGCUAAGAAGACGGUGACACCAACAAAGUUCUCAAAGGUUGAAGGGGAGAAGAAGCUGGUGGGCGGAGAGCACCAUGCCGGUACGCCGGCGGUGGUGGCGUCGGAAAGGAAAGUGCCCACCGGGCCGGACCCGAUUCACCACCACCAAUCUCCCAUCCGCCAUUUCCGUUGAUGUCCCCUCGUUGCAUGAACCAUAUUGUCCUCCUCAGGAGGUACUGCUCUGGUCUCCGAGUUUCUUUUGAUAGGAUACGGGUGGUUUCAUUUUCCUCUUCUUUUGUCGGUGGUGGGUGGAGAAGCUUUAUCGAUUUGCUUUUGAAGAUGUGCUCAUCGUUGUUGGCCGGACUAAAUAGUUUUGAUGGUAAAAGUAUGUCACUGUAUCCAAGAAAGGAAAGGGGGCAACCUGCUAUGCCCGUUUCGA
This is a messenger RNA of Musa acuminata AAA Group (dessert banana), 4885 nucleotides long. RefSeq lists its product as uncharacterized. The record is from RefSeq and is a predicted model, not a curated record. The coding region runs from base 278 to 1342 and encodes 354 amino acids. The transcript is spliced from 3 exons. Lineage: Eukaryota; Viridiplantae; Streptophyta; Magnoliopsida; Zingiberales; Musaceae.